CGUCCCUCUCAGGGGACCGGAGCGUGUGUGAGGGCUCGGCUUCGGGGGGGAGGUCGGGACAGGCGGCGCCUUCCUCCUCAGCCCCCCAGGACUCCCCUCCGUCCCUCCCUCCCUCCGUCCCUGUUUCUGGCUGGCUGGCGGCCCCGCUGUCUUCGAGGAGCCUCCGCGAGAAGCAAGCUACUGGAUGUAGGUCGUUGAUGUAGAAAAUGCCUUUAAGGGACAAGUGUUGUCAGACUGACCACCAUCACCAUGGAUGCUGUGAACCAGGACAUAUUAUGGAGCCUGGGGAUCCUCCUUUAUUGCGGCAACCACUUCAGACAUCAAAAUCUGGCAUUCAACAAAUUAUUGAGUGUUUUCGAUCAGGAACUAAACAACUUAAGCAUAUUUUGCUGAAAGAUGUGGACACUAUUUUUGAAUGUAAAUUGUGUCGCAGUCUCUUCAGAGGACUACCAAAUUUAAUAACCCAUAAAAAUUUCUACUGUCCUCCAAGUCUCCGGAUGGAUGACAAUUCCCCUGAUGUAAAUGACAAACAAAGUCAAGCCACAAGUGAUCACUUAGAAGCUGUGCAUCCAAGACUGGACAAGCAAGGUUAUAUAAUCCGUCUUGAACCUAUAGAAACAAACCAGAACGCUGUUUUUCAGUUUGUAUCAAAAGCUGAUAGUUCAGUGGAAAAUACUGAGAGGAAUGCCUCUGAUGAUCCAGUUGCUGUAGGAGUGCCAGAACCUACCACAGAACCUCCUACAGCAGUUCCAACUCCUGCCGAAGUAGAAACUGUAGAUGUGCCGCCUCCUCUUGCCACUGCUGCUGCCACCACUGCUGCUAACAAGGCAGUAUUGACUCCAGAAGAACCAACCGCAUCCUCAAAGCCCAAGUUAAAAUGCAAUAACAACACUGAUUCUGGUCAUCAGUUGAUUUGUUGUCUGUGUAAAAAAGAAUUUCAUUCCAGACGUAGUGUACGGCGACAUAUUAGAAAAGUGCAUAAGAAAAAGAUGGAGGAACUAAAGAAAUUUAUUGAAAUUAAAAAAAAGCCAAAUAAGGCACCUGGAAGGGGUCGCAGUAAAAAUGUUCUUGUAACACUGGGUAGAAGUUGUCCUGUAUGUUUUAAAUCUUUUGCCACAAAAGCAAAUGUAAGGAGGCAUUUUGAUGAAGUUCAUAGGGGACUGAGGAGGGAUUCCAUAACUCCUGAUAUAGCGACAAAACCUGGGCAACCUUUAUCUUUAGAAACAGCCUCUGCUAAAAAAUCUGUUAAGGCUGGAAAACAAAAAUCAUCUUCAAAAGCAGAAUACAACUUAACUGCAUGCAAGUGCCUCUUGUGCAAAAGGAAAUAUAGUUCCCAAGUAAUGCUGAAAAGGCAUAUGCUGAUUGUUCACAAGAUAACUCUUUCUACAAAGAAUACUAAAAAAGAGAAGAAGGCCAGUAAUACUUCUAAUGCUGAAGUAAAGGUUAAAAUUGAGUCAACAGAACCUGAAGAAUCAGUACAUCCCAUUGUUGCUUCUCCACAGAACGAAGUGAAGGGAACAAGUAAUUCAAGUGAAAGAAAGAACAUACCGCCAACUAAAAGGAACAGAGUUAAGCAGAGUUGUGAAAACUCAAAGUCAAGUAAUCAGUCUCUUACAAGUGCUCCCAAGAAGCCCAGAAAGCCAAGGCUUUCAGCUGGCUUUGAUUUUAAAAAACUUUAUUGCAAGUUAUGUAAACGACAAUUUACUUCAAAACAAAACUUAACAAAACACAUUGAGCUGCACACAGAUGGAAGUAACAUAUAUGUUAAAUUCUACAGGUGUCCUCUCUGCACUUAUGAGACACGUCGAAAACGUGAUGUGAUAAGACACAUAACAGUAGUACAUAAGAAGUCUUCACGCUAUCUUGGUAAGAUAACUGCAAGUUUAGAAAUUCGAGCAAUUAAAAAACCUAUUGACUGUGUUCUAAAUAAAGUGGCAAGAAGAGGCCCUCAGAAGGAUGAGAGUAAACAAAAUGGUUCGAAACAGGAUGUCACCGCUAACUCUCCAAGCAAAAAAUAUGAAGGAGCGGAUGUUGGUAUUGAAGUAAAAGUCACAAAAAACUUUUCUCUGCACAGAUGCAAUAAAUGUGGGAAAGCAUUUGCCAAAAAGACUUUCCUAGAACAUCAUAAGAAGACCCAUAAGGCAAAUGCAUCACACACCCCUGAAGAAAACAAUAAAACCAAAGGCAGAAGUACACGGUCUAAAGCUCUUGUUUGUUGAAGAACACAUAGUGCCUUCUUUAAUGAUUACCUAAAUUUACUGUAGGUACUUCCUCAAAAACACCUUUCUUCAUGGACCUGAUUCUAUAGAAGAUAAGAAAAAGAUUGCAUUUAUUCCAUAGCCAUUUCCCCCUGUGGGAUGAAACAAAGAGCUUGAUUUCUGAGUUUGCCUUCUUUUAAGGGCACUGAACCAUUUUGAGUUAUAUAGGGUUGGUUUUACAAUUUAAUAUUCUGUAUCAAGUUAUUUUGGCAUAAUGUUUAUAAGUAGAUGCCAUAGUUCCAAAGGUUUUUUUUAAAAUUUGCUUUGCACUUACUGGUUCUGGCCAGGCAAAGAAGACCUUAAUGGCCUGGAGAUGGCCUGUGGAUACUGUGUUGCCUGUGGUUUAAUCUGUUAGCAAAAGUUUUCGGCAUACAGUUUUUUAUAAAAUCCUAAUAUACUUGUGACUAUUUUAAAAUUAUGUUAGCUUUUUUUUUUUGCAUUGCAGAUGCCCAUUCUCUUUUCACUCACACAAGAUGGCAGUCCCCCAAAAAUAAAUUCCUGUUUUUUUCUGAGCAAGGGUUUUGUCUGAUUGUUUGGCAUAUUUAGUCCUUCAAUUUGAAAGUGUUAACUUAAUGUUUGUUUCCAUGGACCACACUAAAAAUGAGUUGUGAUGGGGAAUCAGGUAUUCUGCAGUUCCAGUUUACUAUAUGGCGUUUAAGAAAUGUAGACCAGUCUUAAAAUUAA
This is a messenger RNA of Pogona vitticeps (central bearded dragon), 2942 nucleotides long. The record is from RefSeq and is a predicted model, not a curated record. Lineage: Eukaryota; Metazoa; Chordata; Lepidosauria; Squamata; Agamidae.